Molecule: messenger RNA, 9425 nt
Organism: Mya arenaria
Lineage: Eukaryota; Metazoa; Mollusca; Bivalvia; Myida; Myidae
Product: TNF receptor-associated factor 3-like
Exons: 11
Coding region: 1655-3307 (550 amino acids)
Biological process (GO): positive regulation of JNK cascade; protein K63-linked ubiquitination; regulation of apoptotic process
Cellular component (GO): plasma membrane signaling receptor complex
Molecular function (GO): zinc ion binding; protein binding
Source: RefSeq, a predicted model, not a curated record
UGUUUGACAAACAUCUCUUGUUUAUUCAUUCCUUCAGUCAAUUAUUUAUUCAAAUCUUCAUUCAUUUAUUCAUUCAUUCAUUCAUUAUUCAUUCAAUCACUAAUCAAUCAACCAACCAAUCAAUCAAUCCACCAGGCAAUCAAUCAAUAAAUCAGUAAAUCCAUCAAAAAUUCACAUGCAUUCAUCAUUUAUUCAUUCAUUCAUUUAUUAUGCCCCCUUUUGAAAAAAGUGGGGUAUAUUGUUUUGCACAUGUCGGUCGGUCGGUCGGUCUGUCUGUCGGUCGGUCGGUCGGUCGGAAUACCAAAUGGUUUCCGAUCAAUAACUUGAGAACGCUUUGACCGAGGGACCUCAUACUUGGUAUGUGUAUUGGUCAUCACCAGCAGAUGAACCCUAUUGAUUUUGAGGUCAGUGGGUCAAAGGUCAAGGUCAGUGUGACCUUUACAUGAAAAACGGUUUCCGAUCAAUAACUUGAGAACGCUUUGACCCAGGAACCUCAUACGUGGUAGGUGUAUUGGUCAUGACCAGCAGAUGAACCCUAUUGAUUUUGAGGUCAGUGGGUCAAAGGUCAAGGUCAGUGUGACCUUUACAUGAAAAACGGUUUCCGAUCAAUAACUUGAGAACGCUUUGACCCAGGGACCUCAUACUAGGUAGGCUUAUUGGUCAUGACCAGCAGAUGAACCCUAUUGAUUUUGAGGUCAGUGGGUCAAAGGUCAAGGUCAGUGUGACCUUUACAUGAAAAACGGUUUCCGAUCAAUAACUUGAGAACGCUUUGACCCAGGAACCUCAUACUUGGUAGGUGUAUUGGUCAUGACCAGCAGAUGAACCCUAUUGAUUUUGAGGUCAAAGGUCAAGGUCAGUGUGACCUUAACAUGAAAAACGGUUUCCGAUCAAUAACUUGAGAACGCUUUGACCCAGGGACCUCAUACUAGGUAGGCUUAUUGGUCAUGACCAGCAGAUGAACCCUAUUGAUUUUGAGGUCAGUGGGUCAAAGGUCAAGGUCAGUGUGACUGUAAGCUGAAAAAAGGUUUUCUGAUUGUCCAUAUUUUAUUUUCUUAUAUAGUAGACAGUAGAAAUUUAUAUGUCACUAAAUGCAUGAGUUGAAGUAUCAGUUUUCAGUGAACAUCUAGUUUAAUUAUGCCCCCCUUCGAAGCAGAGGGGUUAUAUAAUUGCUUUGCACAUGUCGGUCGGUCUGUUGGAAGACCAAAGCUUGUCCGAGUGAUAACUCAACAAUUCCCGGACCUAUGGUCAUCAAACUUGACAUGAAGAUUAGGUAUGACCAGUAGAUGACCUGCCUCAUAUGCAUCCAAUGACAAAUCAGCUGUCAUUUCAGUCCAUGCAUAUUUCAUUCAAUUGUCCAAAUAUUUCUGGCAACUUGGCGCUCAGGGGGCAUAAUGUUUGACAAACAUCUCUUGUUUAUUCAUUCAUUCAUUCAUUUGCUAUCAAUAAAUAAAUAAAUCAAUCAAUCAAUCAUUCAUCCACAUAUUAAUUUAUAUUUGGAUUCAACCCAUUUUUUUCCAUAUUUCAGUCAUCAUCAAGAGAUUGAAUACUUCAUUCAAUCAGGAAUAGAAACAUGGAAAUUCGAUAAAUGUCACUAGAGGUCAUGACAUCGUCGUUAGGAGGAAAAGGGGGUUGAUAAUUGUAACAUUAUCUUAAUAUGUCAAUAUCGUCCAUUGUAACACCGGGAGACAUUCCUCAAUUUGUUCGCCUUGAUUCGAAACAUCAGUGCUAUAUAUGUCGCCAUGUUGUUCGAAAUUCAAUGCAAACAAGUUGCGGCCACCGAAUAUGUGAAGAAUGUGCACCCAAAUUGUUUGAAGGAAAGGAAGAGCCUGUGAAAUGUCCAGCUGGUGAAGUCGAUUGUGAAGAUCUUUAUAGGAAAGAUAUAACACCAGACCCAGGAGGACGUCGGGAAGUCAGAAACUUACUUGUUUACUGCAAUAACAAUCAGCUCGGAUGUGUGAAGCAAGUCAAAUGGAUCGAACUGGAUAGACAUGCGGAGUCCUGUGAGUACAGGCCUGUCUCCUGCCCCCAUGAACACAGGGGCUGCACAGAAAAGCUGCCCCACAACAGUGUGGAGAGACACGCCAACAAGGAUUGUGAAUUCAGGCCCUUUCCCUGCAAAUACUGUGCCAUAGAUGUACCUCUGAAAUACACACAGGAACACCUACAAAAGCAGUGUGAGGAGGUUCCACUUGACUGCCCAUACAAAUGUGGUGCAAAGCGAUUGAAAAGACAACAGCUGAAUGCCCAUAUGGAAACAUGUGGAAGACGACCUAAAGAAUGCAGUUUUAAUGGAAUAGGAUGCUUGUAUCAGGGUACAGAGGUGGAGGUAUCAGCCCACAUGCGUGACCAGACGGACCACCACCUCCAGAAACUAACACUCUUCACACAGGAGAUGGACUUGAAACACCUAGAAUUCCAGAGAAAAGUCACUGAUAUGAAUGAUGAGCAAGAAAAAAUGAAAACUGAUGUCAGAGAAUUAAAACAAAAAGUGGAACGAAUAACCAAUUCGAACAAAGAGGGAAGGCUGAAAAUGGUGAACCUGACGGAACGUGUAAUCCACCUGGAGAAGGUAGCUACAGAGACGGCACGGAAGGACGUGGUAGAGACACAGGGUCGGGAAAUAGUGGAGAACCGGACAGCCAUGGCCCAGGUGCGCACCCAGCUCACCGCAGUCGAGAGACUGGUGCAGGAACUUAAACACAAGGUGGAGACUGGUGGCGGGGGCGCAGAAGUUGCUGAACUAACACGUAAGGUUGCAUCCCAUGAGAGUCAGUUUGCCAACAUCGACAUCCAGAUGGCCGAACUGGACCUGCGUUUCCAGAUUCUAGAGACUGCAAGCUACGAUGGCCUGCUGCUGUGGAAGGUGCGUGACUACACACGCCGCAAAGCUGACGCCCUUGCAGGGAGAACUCUGUCCCUCUACAGCCAGCCGUUCUACACUCACAGAUAUGGAUAUAAGAUGUGUUCACGGGUGUAUCUGAAUGGUGAUGGUAUGGGCAAGAACAGCCACAUGAGCCUCUUCUUCGUGAUCAUGAAGGGCGAGUUUGACAACCUGCUGCCAUGGCCUUUCCGCCAAAAGGUUACCAUGCAGCUGCUGGACCAGGACUCAGGACAAACUAACCUGACUGACUCCUUCCAGCCAGACCCGACCAGCUCCAGCUUCAAGAAACCUUCGUCUGACAUGAAUGUGGCCUCUGGAUGCCCACUGUUUGUAGCACACACUGUGCUUGAGUCUCCAAAAUAUAUCAAAGAUGACACUCUGAUUUUGAAAAUUACUGUGGACCUGUUCAAUCUUCAACAUCCUUGACUUUUCUUUUUAUAGACUUUAAGAUUUGCUAGCUUGAUCAUUUCAAACUCAUCUUAACAACUUUGCCAGCCUAUAUUAUCCCGUUGCUGAAAGAAUGACAUCAACAUUGUUUUAUUUCAAUGAAUGGGAGUUUUGGUUUGUGCAACAUGGAUUUAUUUGAUUAAGCCAGUUGAUAAAUUAAGGUCAGACGAGGUUCUAUCAUCUUUCUUUAAAUCAUUCAAAAUUUUUCAAGCAGUGCAUGUAAAAGUAAUAGGCAGUGAUUUAUUAUGGGAAUGACAUUUUUCAGAGUAAUUCAUCUUGCUGUGUUUUUCACCUUUUGUGGAGACGUAGAUGAACCCAUCAGUUGCUGUACCAAUCUUUCCCUAAUGCAUUACUUAGGGUGAGAGUUAUCUAGUGGUAUAGGUGUCCAUCUCUAACACAUGAGAUAAAGUGUUUGAUUCAUUCAAAGGGACAUAUUCGUUUUGCAUCUGAAGAAGACUGCUAGUGCUGGUUCCUAUCUGGAAACAGACACAAGAGUGAUUCAUAUUGAAUUUAAAGGGGCUAGACACCAAAUGAUAAAAUUGCAAGAAAAAAAAAAAUUGUCAAAAACUUACAUAAAUUGACAUCAUGUACAACGCAUUGAAUCUAAUUUGCUAAUGUAUCACACCGCUUAUGACACAUGCAUCUCUUGCAGUUUUGAGCAUUUUUUUCCAAUUAGAAAUUUACUACAUAAAUCCCAGUUUUAGGUAGUUUAUAAAAAUAGCGUUGGUAUAUUUAUCUGUACUCAUAAACAUGAUUUAAACUAGGAAACCAUUGUGCGCUAUUUUUAAAAAGGGAAAGUGAGAUAAGACGGCAUCAUGAUUGUUGUGUUUAUAUUUUAAUCAUGUAAAAUGAUAUACUAUCGGCUUACAUGUAGCUCACAUUGACAAUUCUAGGCUUGUUCUGAAGAAAUACUGUGUUUGGUGAUUUUUGGACCAUUGGUGUAUUGCCCCUUUAAGUCUUACUCACAACUGAGCUAAAAUAAGUUUGUAUUAACCAAUGCAGUACUUUCAGGAGGUAAGGUAAAAUUCACUGAAUAUGCUUGUUUAAAAAGGGCAUGACUCUUUUUUCUCUUUAAAGAUGAUCCUGUCAUGUUGUCAUUAUCACAACACUUUCUUGAUACAUGUUUAGUGUAUAUAUAUAUAUUACUUUUUUUACAGUUGGUGCUUAAGAUAUGAGUUUAUAUAUCCAUGUAAAAAAGUAUUCUUAUUUUCGUGAAAAUAACAUUUGAGGUAUGGUGCAUCAGUAUUGAGUGUUUAAAUGAUUUAAAUGGCAGUCAGAUGUUGGAUGCAUAUGAUUGUCUUAGUUUUUAGAGUAAGAUUUUUUAAAGAUAUUUAGAGUUUUUACCAAGGAAAAGUCAUAAUGAGGGAAUGUAUUAAGCCAAUUUAUUUUACACUGAGAUUUCUCAAUAAUAAUUUUCAUUCAGGUUCUAUCAAAAGCUUACUGUGAUCAAUUGCCUAUUUAUCAAGUCGUUAUCGUAGAACAAAAGAAAUUUUAAAAUAUUUCAUUAGCAUAUUAGAAAUAUUUACUUUACAAAUGGUACAUGUUUUAUCUAGCAAACAUUUUUACAUUCAUGUAUUUUAUACAACCAGAGGCUGAUUUAGAGUUAUUGGAAAGUUGUAACAGUUUGGGGAAAGCAAGAUAAAUGAUCAUGAUCAAAUCAAAGAUUACAAGCUAAUCUUGUGCCUGUUAAAAGGUCAUGAAUUAGCUGUAUAAUGCAGGAAUACACCCAGUACAUUACAAAUAAAGUUGUGUAACAUUUGAAAGAGAAAGAAAACAAAUUGCUAUUUGUAGUUCUAAGGAAGGAAUGGAACCGAGUAAAUGCUGUGUAUUUUUUAUAAAUGAGCUUCAAGGUAUUCAGAAUUAGCAGAUUUAUGAAAAUAGGAUACACCGUAAAUGUUCUAUUAAACAGAAUUGGGCAUGUGUCUUUUUGAGAACCCUGCGGGCUAAAUAAAAACUAUUUUAUCCCAUUUAGUAGUUUAGAAUCUGCUUAAUUUCUUAAUGAGUCAUACAUAGAUUAAAAAAAAGAGAAGAAAUACUGACUAAAUUUGUCACAAUUACCCAUCACCCAUAGUAGGCCGAGUCAAAAGCCCAGUUUAUUUCUUUGAAAUAUUAAACUUACUCAAAGUCUUAUCUACUGAAAUCGGUGCCACAUGACUUUGAAUACAGGUAGUUGUUGCCUUUCAUUCUACCUGACAACACAUCACAUGACUUUUAUUGUCCAGACCUGUCCUUGUAUACAAUAGGUAAUGGGUUUAUCUUGUAUGCUUCAAUAACACGAGCAGGUGCUCUAUAAAACAAAUUGCUAUUUAGGGGUUUUGGAGUUAUGGUCAGCCUUAUUCAUGUCACAGAGUCGGAAAAAAGACCCCUGGUGCCUCUAUUAGGGCAUGUAUGUUUAAUAGGACUUUUACGGUAUAUUUUUAGUGCAAUGUAAAUGUAAUGGCACAUGUAACUCCCAGCCGAUGAGUUCUCGAGAACGAAACACUGUAUAAUAUGUUCCCUACUUACAAAUGUGUAACAUGUCCUGCAUUAGUGUUUCAUCAACAUAAUUGAUCAUAAAACAUAAUCUUGAAAUUGUUAUUGCCAAUUUCAUUAUAGUCAAUGAUAAGAUCACAAGUACCAGAUUAAUAUAAAUUACCUAAUAAAAACGAACAAACAGCAUAGUAAGAUCAUCUUAAGUAAUCUUUGCUUCAAAUAAAUCCUUUAUUUUAACCGUGUGCUUAAAUGUACCUUAAGUUUGAAGCAUAUUACAUAUUGUCCUGGGAUGAGACAUUAUUCACAAUAUGCAUCUCAUUAUUUCAUUCUUUUAAUCAUGUGCACAUAUAAACAAAUUGUGCAAUACUUUUUUCUUUACUUUACCUGUACAUGUGUUCUUGUGAAAAACAAAUGCAUGAAGAAAAAUAAAUGUACAGGAUCAGACAUAAUGAAAGUGAUUUGCAACUAAAAAUGAAUAUUAUAAGCCCAACAUAACAUGAGAAUAAAAUGAGUUACUUGAUGUCAUUUGCCCUUAAAGGCUUCUCUGGAAAUAAUAUAAAAAUAACUAAUGAAGAUACCAAGAUAUCUACUGUUAAUCAUUCAAACAAAGACCAAUUUUAAGAACAUGUGGAACUAAAAAGGUCAUGGCUCGACAAUUUGACAAAAAAAUAACACCCAUGUUACAAAUGACAUCAACAUCAAAAUCUUACAUUGAGACACAUAACCUUACAAAAAUAAAGUUAUUAACAGGCGAAGUAAACAGACUGUUCGUCAAUUAAGAGCCAUGCGUUCAAAAUGCAUGUAAAUAUUAAUGGUUUCUAUGCUAGAUCACAUGACUUUCAGUUCAAAUUGUGCCUGACAAAGGGUUGAUCACUUUACACAAUAUAAGGUUCGGAUUGCAUGUUUCUCUUCAAGUUCUUGCAAGGUAGUGGAUCUUUAACCAUACAGGAGCCAUAAGCUGCAAAUGACAGAGGUUGAAUUUCAGAUUUGGUAGUUUAGUUUAAUAUUUACAUGAACAAAUUUAUGUAAAAUAAAAUUGAAUCUCCAAAUAACCUCACAUCUGUGAUGAAAUCUGACUUCGAAGAAAACGAUUUAAUGCCAGACUCCUUCCUAUUUCAAACAUAAUUUUGAUGCUAUAAAUGAUUAAUGAAUAGUAUUUACCUACAUGUUAGGGUAGGUAAAAGUUUUACAUUAUUCAUACAUCAUCUAUCAUACAUGUCAUUCCUGCAUAAUUUGCUGUUUUCUUGACCAGCUCUGUCAUCAACGCGGAGGUGCAGAUGGAAGGCAAACCAAUCUUGUCUAAUUUUAGUCAUCUUUCAUGUAGUGCAAGAAAACAACUUUGAAUUGAAAAAAUGCAAGCACAAGCCCAAUGGCAAGGAAACAUCUAACAUGUCACGAGUUUAAUGCUAAAAAAGACCACAUGGCCAUAUAUUUAGAAUUUGGAAAUCAUGUGUUCUGAAGCUAAUUAUAAAAAAGUAACCAAAUUCAGCACCUUAAGUGCAAAGGACAAUAGUUGAUGAUAGUGUUUUGCCAUUUUGAAAGUAAACUUAUGUUUUGUUUACCUUGAGUUAAUACUUUGGUGAAUAUUCACCACCUAAUGUAUCCUUGGUUAAUGUAGAAGUAUGCUAGAAUAUUAUAACAUGGUAUAUAAUGAAUAUUCUGAUGCACCAUGUGAUUUUGUGAAAUGAGGACUGGCUCUGCAUAUCUGGUAACUGUUGCGAAAAGCAGCAAGAUGGUCUAGGUUGGCAAAAUUUUUACUUUGAUGCUGUUGAGGAAAUCUUAGAUUUAAUACAUACAUGCAUGCAUGCACAGAGCUAUUCACAAAGCUUUGCCUUGUGUUAAAACAACAACAAAAUCAUUUGUACGGCUUUGAUGUCAAAUAAUAUGCCUUGCUGUGUGUGAGCUUGUGUGAUGCUUUAUGACUUUAUCAUUGUCAGAGGCAACAUUGACCAAGUUAUGCGCUCAGAUUAUUUUCAAAAUCAGAAAGGUGUCCAGCAUUAGCAGAGAGUGUUUUAUCACAUUUUGAACUAUUUAGUUUACUUCGUAAAUGCUGUAUACAGGCUUGGCAGUAGGGGUGGAAUUUAUUGUUUUUUUAACAAAUACCAUAUGUUAAUGUGUAUUACAUGGAAAGAAUCCUGUUAUUUUUGUAUGUUUUUUCCAUAAAUUUAAAAUGUAUAUGUCCUUGUAGAUUUGAAAUAAUAAUUUUAUCUUAUGUUAUUACUAUGUUUUUCAUUCUAAUAUCCAAAAAAAUGGCUAAAUACAGUCAAACCUGAUUUUCAUUUUAAAUAAAUAGUCAAUUUUAAUAGUGAAUUUCUGAUUGUAAUAAUCAGCCUACAUUUUGAAAAUAGGAGGAUCAUUGUAUGAACACAUUUUACAAUGAGUGUUUUUUUCUGAUUUUUUUUAGCUUUUUUUUUUUUUUUGCCUAUUUCUUACAUUAAUUAAAAUAGUCAUCAAUCUCAUUUUUUUUUAUGAAUAUUCAUAGCCUCACUCAAAAGUCUAUGUCUUUGAAUAGCCCUUAAUAAGAUGUGAGAUGUCGUUUUACUUCAUAUUGUGGUUUCUUUGUUAAAUAUGUUUAUAAACACUGAAGGAAGGACAUUGUAACAACAUUCUUAAACACAAUUGAAUUUGUACCAAUUCAGCAAUUUUUUGAAGUAGUUACUGAAACAUAUUUAUCAGAAAAGAUGAGUAUUUAUGAACCUCAUUUAUACUUCCAACUCAACGCCAAAACAAUUUUGUAAGAAUGAUUCAUUAUGAAGAAACAGUUUUUCUGAAAAUAAUCAAAGGUAAGAUUGAUUUUUUUUUAAAUGCCCGAAAUUGCAUUUUUUUUUAAUCUAGCAGGUCUUUAAUGGCGGAAGAAUCGCCUUGUUAAUACAGAUUUUCCCAUAAAUUAAGACCAUUUUUUUUGCUAUAUUUUUUUCACCCCACUGAGUGAGCAUUAAAUCGAUUUUUUUGGCAAUGAAAAGUUCUUGAUUGAGUUAGUUGUGAGGUCCAAUAGUACAUUUCCUCGAAGUCUUGUGACAAAGUAUUGAUUGAAAUUUUAUUUUCAUAUUUUCAAUGGGUGCAAUAUUUAAAAUUGGCUCUUAACAAGAAUAUUCAAAGUUCUUAAAGUAGAUCAAGCAUUCAGAACGGAAUCUUUUUUCAUCAAAUUGAUAGUAUGGCCUUAGUUUGACUAUGAAUAUUUCUUUGAGUUUCCAUUUAUUUGAAGUUUGUCUUAUAAUUUCAUAAUUGUUUAUUUUUAUUCUAUCACACUAUUGUAUGCAGGCAUUAGACUGAGCUCAACAUAAUGAUGUAUAUAUCACAUCUUAAGCAAUGUUUUCAAUAUAUUUUUUUUCUAUUUAUACUGUAUACUUGUCCAUAUAUCUUGUCAAUAGAAUAACAAUUUGCUAAUAUGUGCUUCAUGUACAACAAAAUAUUAUGUUUUUGCACACCAAUGUGCUAAUUAAAUGCAAUUUAAUAUGCUUAAACCCCAUCAGCUUCAGGGGGCUUUGCCCCAUCUAAACACCCUCAUGGGCACGGCUCUGGACUCGUAAGGGGGCCUUUCGUGGUUGAAGUGAGUGAACACUUGUUUAACAUUUUAUUGUACAUCGCCUGAAUGAUAUUGCCAAUGAAUAAAUGUGUGCCUUUA